Molecule: messenger RNA, 906 nt
Organism: Argentina anserina (silverweed cinquefoil)
Lineage: Eukaryota; Viridiplantae; Streptophyta; Magnoliopsida; Rosales; Rosaceae
Product: allene oxide cyclase, chloroplastic-like
Exons: 3
Coding region: 49-603 (184 amino acids)
Biological process (GO): jasmonic acid biosynthetic process
Molecular function (GO): allene-oxide cyclase activity
Source: RefSeq, a predicted model, not a curated record
UUCUUACCAGUUCAUUCGAUCCAUUCUCAAGAAAAAACCAAUUCUGCAAUGGCCUGCUCAAGCUCCCCAAGACCCACAAAAGUUCAAGAGUUCCAUGUGUAUGAGAUCAACGAACGUGACCGUUCAAGCCCCGCUUACCUUAGUCUGAGCCAGAAACCUUCGCAUUCCCUGGGUGAUCUCGUGCCCUUCACGAACAAAAUAUACACCGGAGACCUUGAGAAGCGCUUGGGGAUUACAGCGGGACUUUGCAUUUUGAUCGAAAGCAAGCCGGAAAAGAAGGGUGACCGAUACGAGGCAAUGUACAGCUUCUAUUUUGGGGACUACGGUCACAUUUCUGUCCAGGGACCGUACUUGACUUACGAGGACACGAGCUUGGCCGUGACAGGUGGUUCGGGGAUAUUUGAAGGGGUGUAUGGACAUGUCAAGCUGCACCAGAUUGUGUUUCCUUUCAAGAUCUUGUACACUUUUUGCUUGAAGGGGAUUGAGGACUUGCCGGAGGAGCUUACAGCUGGGAAGCUUGUUGAACCAAGCCCCAGUGUUCAACCUAGCCCUGCUGCCAAGGCUUGUGAGCCUCAAGCUACUAUCUCUAAUUUCACUAAUUAGUUCAGAAGUUCUUGGUGGUGGUGGUCAACUGAGGAUGAGAACUAGCUCAGGUAGAUGGAUAGUCAGAAGUCAGUGUGGGUUUAUGAAAACUUUGCUAUAAUAAUUCGAACUUCAAGGCAAUGGAAUCAGCUAGUUUAGUGCUUUUCCAAUGUGGUUUUAUGUAUUCUUAUGUUUUAAAUGAUACGAGUUCAAAAUUUCAAAUUAAGAUCGGCAGUCAAAGCACUGGACCACUGGUAAAAAGGAAAAAGAAAACAAAGGUAUUUUUAUUAUUAUCUUAGUCUUAAGUUUAUUUAUAUCCAUUAA